CAGAGGAGGGAGCCCAUCCUCCGCUGUCAUGUUCAGCCCGCAGCCUCGUCCAGCCUCCAGCCUGUGAGUUCCCACAGACAAGUUGUGGUGUGCGCGCUCCUCGUACCUGUCCUAGCGGGGCCUCUCCCUCCCUGUGCCCCGGGCCAUGUAGAGGAGGGACGGACUGACGGACGGACGGACGGACGGAGGAGGGAGCGUCUCCCAUUUCUUCUCUCCUCUGCCACCCAGAUGCGUUCCUUGCUGGACCGUGACAAGAAGAAGAAGAAGAAGCAGAGCUCAGGGCUGGAUGUUGCUUUGGGGCUGGUCCCCCAGCGGCAGCCCAGGAUGUUCAGCUGUGUGUCCUGCUUCUGGGUGCUGCUCUCCGCCUGCCUGGUGGCCGUGUGCAGCUUCAGCUUCCUCUCCCCGGCAUGGAUAGUCACAUCGGCCGAUCAGGACAGGCUGGAGCCGAUCAGCUUUGGGCUGCUGUGGCAUUGCUCGGAGGGCAUGGAGCAAAUCCCGAGCUGCUACACCUUCGGAGGACUGGGCAGGUUCAAUGAUAUCCCUUCCAGCUCCUGGCAGACAAGUGCCGUGCUGUGUUCUGGAGGUUGUGCUCUUCUGGUUAUGAGCUGUCUGCUAGCCAUCGUGACCUUGUUUCUUCCCAGUGGAUUGUGUGAAAGACGGCUGUGUACGCUCGCAGGAUACAUGCAGACAGCAGCAGUGUUCAUCAUGGCCUCCGGUCUUUUGGUGUACCCCUUUGGCCUCAACUCCACUACUGUGAAGAAAUACUGUGAGAACUCGAGUAUAUACUAUGCAGGAGACUGUCAGAUUGGAUGGGGCUACAUGCUUGCCAUCGUUGGGGUCAUGUUAUCUGUGUUUUUGCCAUUUUUCGCUAAAUAUGCACCAAAAGAACACAUAUCUCCAACCCCAAUUCCUACAAUUUUAUAGUAUUUUAUUACUACUGGAAAAAAAAA
Messenger RNA from Rana temporaria (common frog), 950 nucleotides. Its product is annotated as transmembrane protein 211-like. The coding region runs from base 229 to 924 and encodes 231 amino acids. NCBI's taxonomy places the organism in Eukaryota, Metazoa, Chordata, Amphibia, Anura, Ranidae. Gene Ontology annotation, cellular component: membrane. The transcript has 3 exons. The record is from RefSeq and is a predicted model, not a curated record.